AGUUAAUUAGGGACUGAGUGGAGGCUGGAGGUGGUGCCAAAAAUCGCAGCGCCUGCCUCCUCCUCCUCCAUUCGAUCUCACAGAAAAAAAAACCCUAGAAAAAAAACUAUAUAUUUGUAAUUUCUAUCUCUCGUCGAUCUCGAACUGUGGCUGGAUCGCUCGGAGUUCAUCUUCUUUGGCUCUCUGAUCGAUCCUCUUGCUCUUCUUCCUACAAAUCCAGGAGGCUGACGGAGAAGCAUUUCAAUAUUCCAGAAUUAUUUGGAAAUUUAUCUGAGAUUGAAAUGACUCAACAUUGGGAUGUUGAUGCAAAGUUUACAGAUGAGUCUACUUCCUCUGCUAGCUCCGAUCCUCAACCUUCAUUUCAUCCUAACUUGAGACCAAGAAAUGUUUUUCGGUUGUUAGCCUUGAGGGAGAUAUCUCCUCGCAGCAAAAACUCUUCGAAAAGGUUUUGGAAUCAGACUUCAAAAGUGAGAAUUGAUGAGUACAGGCCUAUAUAUGAAAUAAUAGAUGCAAGACAUGCUCUUCUUUCCUGGGUGGAAGCAGAUUCUUUGGGGAAUUUGACAGCGAAGUAUUGCUCUCUUUUGCCUCCUCCAAGAUCAACAAUUGCUGCAGCAUUUAGCACUGAUGGGAAAAGGCUUGCGUCUACUCAUGGUGAUCAUACUGUUAAAAUCAUGGAUUGCCAAACUGGAAGUUGUUUAAAGGUUUUGAGCGGUCAUAGGCGAACACCUUGGGUGGUUAGGUUUCAUCCAUUGCAUUCAGAGGUACUUGCUAGUGGAAGCUUGGAUCAUGAAGUUCGGCUAUGGAAUGCAAAUACUGCUGCUUGUAUUGGAUCACAUGACUUUUACCGUCCUAUUGCUUCAAUUGCUUUUCAUGCUCAAGGAGAAGUUAUUGCUGUAGCAUCGGGUCAUAGGCUUUUCAUGUGGCACUACAAUAACAGGCGUGGAGAGUCAGCUUCCCCAACCUCUGUGCUGAAGACAAGGCGCUCACUGAGGGCAGUUCAGUUUCACCCAUUUGGUGCCCCUUUACUGUUGACAGCUGAGGUUAAUGAUCUUGAAUCGCCAGAUCAUCAAUUGACCUUAGCAACCACUCCUGGUUAUCCCCACUAUCCACCUGCCAUUAUCUAUAGAAACAUGAAACAGAGUACCAAUACUUACGACGAGACUAGAUUGUCUUUUACACCCUCUCCUUACAUUUCUGAGCCCACAUUUCUAAGAGAUAGUAGGCAACGUCUGCAGCAGUAUGACAUGCCAACUGGUUCAGUUAAUUGGCAUCAACGAGCAGAGUUUUCUCAACAGCAAGCGUAUUCAAAUACGGGAAGCCAUCAUCAUAGCCUCGCAAUGCCUAUGGAGGUGUGUUUUGAUCCUUAUGGUUCAUAUCUUCCAGCAGAAAAUCUUCCUUUAUUGUAUGGGGUGGAUGUAGCAACUGGUUAUUCUGGUUCUGGAAACACGGAAAAUAUCAAUUGGCAGCAUACAGUCAGGAGUCAGCUUAGCCCCUCUGCUCGUGUUAAUGAGAGGAUGGAUGCAGCUCAUAAUGACGAACCAUCUAUUUACCAAGGGACUGCUACGGCAGCAGAGAGAUCUAAUGGCCUACAUGGGCGAAGUGUUCGGAGUACUACAGCGAUAAAUUUAUCAAACUUCACCGGCAACAGAGAAUUCAGUACGCCUAUGAUGAGUGUUAGUCAUGGCAACUUUCAUCCGUAUAUUCCAUUCAAUGAUGUAGAUUCCUGGCAGCUUCCAUUCCUGCAGGGCUGGGUAAUGGGUCAAACCCAUGCUGGCCUGCAGGCAAUGCUGCCUGUUAAUAGUGCUUUCCAAGGAUCGAUACCCUCUGGAUCAGGCUCUGAACUUGCAGCAUCUGAUCUACCUCUUAGGCAUAGUGUGGGAACUGCAUCAGCUUCUUCAGCAAUGACUACUCCCAGUCGUCGAAGGGACAAUGGGCGAAAUUCUUGUCAACACCACUCACUCUCUCGGCUGAUGUUUUUGACAGAUCCCAGAGAAGCUGCUACGGAAAUGCCUUGUACUGUGAAGUUGAGAAUAUGGGCGCAUGAUAUACAGGUCCCAACUGCCCCUCUUGAUCCAGAGGGGUGUCUCUUGACAAUUCCACAUGCUGUCCUCUGCAGUGAGAUGGGUGCACACUUCUCUCCAUGUGGGCGAUUCUUAGCUGCUUGUGUUGCAUGUGUUCUUCCUCAGUUGGAAGGGGAUCAUGGAUUACAGUCGCAGAUGAACCCUGAUGCUUUAGGAGCUGCUACAUCCCCUACACAGCAUCCUCUUUCAGCUCACCAAGUAAUAUAUGAACUUCGCAUUUAUUCCCUAGAGGAGGCAACCUUUGGUUCCAUUCUGGCUUCAAGGGCUAUUAGAGCUGCUCAUUGUUUGACUUCUAUACAGUUUGCACCUACAUCGGAGCACUUGUUAUUAGCUUAUGGUCGUCGUCAUGGUUCACUACGUUGGAGAAAUGCCAUCAAUGAGGAAACUGCAACGGGCACAUACACGAUUAUGGAGAUUUAUAGAGUUUCAGAUAUGGAACUUGUUAGAGUUCUUCCUAGUGCAGAUGAUGAGGUCAAUGUUGCAUGUUUUCAUCCUUUAGCUGGAGGGGGUCUUGUCUAUGGAACAAAGGAAGGAAAGCUUAGGAUCUUUCAGUAUGAUGGUCCGCGUGGCACAGAUUUCACUGGAACAAAUUCUUUGUUUGAGGAGAAUAUGAUGGCGUUGCAGCAGUAUGCUUUAGAAUGUUGAGAGGGUUACUUCCACGUUGUUGGAGGUUUUUGCUCAAACUUAUGUGGUAUCUGUUUUCCAUUGUGACUCGUACUUGCAAAUAAUUUGGUAGGAGGUUCUCAAAGUGUGGAAAGGGAGGAGCAAGUGGGGUCAUGGGUGCAAUUCUAGUCUCUGAAACUUCCUGGAGGAAAGCUGAAGGAGCACCUAUGCGUAUGGAGUCAGGAGAACAUUAGCCUUUCUAGUGAAGAAUACCCAGCGUGGGUGUGACUACCCAGUCUGAUGCUCAUACCGGUGUUACCAGUUGUAAAUCCAAAUAUGAUCUGGAGAUGGCAUAGUGUGGUGUAACUUUCACCAGACAAGUAACUACCUCGAUGAUGCUGUAUUAUGUUUCUCUGCCUGUCGGCCUCAUAUGAUGGUGUGUUAGGUUUCUCCACAACUUUGAAUAAGUUAUCUUCUUUACGUGCCUGUUGCGGUUGGUUGGUUGGUU
Molecule: messenger RNA, 3192 nt
Organism: Asparagus officinalis (garden asparagus)
Lineage: Eukaryota; Viridiplantae; Streptophyta; Magnoliopsida; Asparagales; Asparagaceae
Exons: 19
Coding region: 282-2726 (814 amino acids)
Biological process (GO): autophagy
Cellular component (GO): intracellular membrane-bounded organelle
Molecular function (GO): protein binding
Source: RefSeq, a predicted model, not a curated record